ACGAGCAUCCACGAGCCUACUAGGAACGAGGUUCCGUGGUGUGCGUGCGACACACAUCGACGAUCAGUGGCAACACGUAAACGGCGCUCUGUAGGGUGCAGCCGAUCGAGCCUGCGUAUGUAUAUACAUGCGUAUGUAUGUGUACGCUGUGAUGCCGUUGGCGUACAUACGACGAGAUCCAUCUGUUUCGCUGUGAGAAGAUGCCUCCUGUGAUCGUAUCGUCGAGUGAAGUUGAGAUUUGAGAAUUGCCAUGGACUGCCAGUGAGAAGAGGGAAAAGAAAACACGUUCUCCUGAUCGAGGGAUCUGUCGGAUAUUGCCUUGAAAAAAGUACACAGCGGUCAGUGUACAGAAGGAAGCUUCCACAGGCAAGCGUUGAGCUUCAGUGAGUGGCACGUGUGAGUGGUAUUCACUGGAGGAAAAUGUAUAGAGACAAAAUGAUACAAUAUGCAGACAUAGGUGGCCAAUACGGAGCAGUUGAGUAUAAUAGACUGUUGUGUAUCUCGCUUAGUUGAUGCACGGAAUGCUGUCUUAGACUCCUGUCUAGCACCUUAACUGCAUAUCCUUAGUCUCGCUCUGUCGGAGCGCAUUGUCCGCAUUGUCCGAAAAUAUUCAGUGUUCAUAAAAUCACUUUUAAUGAGGCCGAAGGCGCGGCCGAGGAGGCAGACUUUGUUUUGAGGAGGUACAGCGUUCUACAAUUGACUUUAAUGAACAAUGAACCAUUCGGGAAGCGGUAAACGCCAGGCGAAGGUUUUGGAAGAUAAUUUUUGGGACUGCAGUGUCUGCACUUAUAGGAAUACAGCGGAAGCAUUUAAGUGCCUCAUGUGUGACGUCCGCAAGGGAACCUCUACGCGGAAACCCCGCAUAAACCCCCAAUUGGUAGCUCAACAGGUUGCGCAGCAACAAUAUGUGCCACUUUUGAAACCAGGCAAGAAGGAAGGUAGCAGCGGCGGCAGCACAACCAGCAGCGGCAAAGAGAAGGAGCGCAAGCUGGACAAACCGAGGCGCAAGAACAGACACCCGCCGCGUCUCAAAAAUAUCGACCGCAGUACCGCGCAAUCGAACGAAGUGACAGUAAAUAAUGUUACCGUUGUUAUCACGGAGUACAAGCCCAAGGUGAAGAAGGGCUCGGACCAGUCGGGCGUGUCCAGCAGCGCUAGCUCCGAGAACGGGAGCCAGCACGAUUCCAAUCAGGACUCGAGAAGUCUGGACAUCGGGACCGACGCCUAGCUUAAUGCUAUAUAUAUGUUACAUACGUGUACGAAUUAUUCUAAUUAAUAUAUUGUAUAAUGUAUGUCUCAAACCUCCAUGGUACCGCUGUACACAUCCUAUAGACGAGAAAAACGUAAAAGAAACAAGAGCGACCGUUUUGUCUAACGUGCGUUGCAGGUUGCACACACACACACACACGUAUAUAUACACACAAAUACACACAGUCGAUAAACGAGGUCAGACAUUUUAUGCUAUCAACGGGGAUGUUAUUGAUCGUUCAUGAUUUAACGGAAGAAAAAGAAAAAUACGUGCAUAUAUAUAUAUAU
Dinoponera quadriceps is the source of this 1536-nucleotide messenger RNA. It is a transcript of the gene RYBP, whose product is annotated as YY1-associated factor 2. Lineage: Eukaryota; Metazoa; Arthropoda; Insecta; Hymenoptera; Formicidae. Gene Ontology annotation, biological process: positive regulation of DNA-templated transcription. The transcript is spliced from 4 exons. The record is from RefSeq and is a predicted model, not a curated record. Gene Ontology annotation, cellular component: nucleus. Gene Ontology annotation, molecular function: transcription coregulator activity; DNA binding. The coding region runs from base 713 to 1228 and encodes 171 amino acids.